Molecule: messenger RNA, 495 nt
Organism: Fomitiporia mediterranea MF3/22
Lineage: Eukaryota; Fungi; Basidiomycota; Agaricomycetes; Hymenochaetales; Hymenochaetaceae
Exons: 3
Coding region: 54-410 (118 amino acids)
Biological process (GO): 2-oxoglutarate metabolic process
Source: RefSeq, a predicted model, not a curated record
CCUUUCUUGUCCUAUUCGUCGUCUCUUCGACGUCGAGAUCUCUGUCAAGAAUAAUGCAUCCGACUCUGCGUGCGUCGGCACACGUUCAUAGACCACUCAUUCAUUUCAUUGGUAAACGUCAAUGGCCAGCAAAGCCUGAGCCGCCACACGCACACCCGGCUGGUCCACCAGAAUACAAAGCCCACUUUGCAGACUUUCUCAAAAAGUUUGAGAGUUCUGCUUCCUCCUCGCGUUCCGUAUCUAGUUCCUCUUCCAAUUCCGUGCAGAAGGGGAAGGACCAGUCCGAUGCACACUCGGAUGCGUACCAGGAGUUCUGGCAGGCUCCGCAGCGAUUAUGGAACCCACGAGUACGGAAUAUUAGUGAAAAAGAGAUGGACGCGGUGUUGUCUGGUGGUGCAACCCUAUUCUAGUAGAGUCCUUGUGCAUUCGACCAUUUAGAACUUAUAGUUCUGUGCUUUCCUGACGUGCUCUGCUCAAUGUCAUCUACAUGAACAU